Molecule: messenger RNA, 1057 nt
Organism: Lytechinus variegatus (green sea urchin)
Lineage: Eukaryota; Metazoa; Echinodermata; Echinoidea; Temnopleuroida; Toxopneustidae
Product: macrophage migration inhibitory factor-like
Exons: 3
Coding region: 258-683 (141 amino acids)
Molecular function (GO): cytokine activity; phenylpyruvate tautomerase activity
Source: RefSeq, a predicted model, not a curated record
GUCGCCCCAUGGAAAUCUAUAAGAAUGUGACCUAUUGGUACCAGUAACAUCUCCCAAACAUGGGCCGUAAAACCAACAUUGUAUAGGUACCGAAAACCAUGGAUCAGCGCGUUAUCACUUUUUAGCAACGGUAUGCCUGUAUACACGUUGUCUGCAAGAAUGGAAGGAUAACCUGUAAUUACUCCACAAGAGUGGAUGAGGACAGAAAUAGAAGAGAGGUUUACUUAAAGUGACAAGAUAAUUUCUACGAUAUCAUUAUGCCAACUCUGACAGUGUAUACUAAUGUUCCGCGGCAGGAUUUCCCGGACAACUUUUUGGCCGACACGGUCAAGCUGGUCUGCAGGUUACUUAACAAACCUUUCAAGGGAGUUGCAGUGAUUCUCUGCAACGACGUCGAGAUGCUUGUCGGUGAGGCCAUCGACCAGGUGAUCAAUGUUCAAGUGAUCGGUGUUGGCGACUUCCAGGACGAGGUCAAGAAUGAUCAGUUUGUAUCGGCCAUACUUGAAUAUCUUCACGAGACCACGGGAACAAACACAGAAUCGAUCAGUGUUUCUUUGAAGGAUCUCUUGCCCAUUCAGAUUGGAUUUGCCGGAGGAGAGCUGGCCUUCGACAAAAUUCAGAAACGAAAACUACAGAAGCAAGAGGAACAAGCAAAGUCCGAAACACCACAGAACGACAGAUGAGGUGUCGAGUUAUCACACACUCCAAAAUGCCAGUGUUAAACCUAACACCAGACUGAUAUCCACAUGUGACCACAUCAGACAGGUGUAAAAACUACACUGGUUCAGAGAACGUUUGACAUUGACAUCGAUCAGUGUUGUUUUAGCACUUCUCGGUGUAAUCAUAAAAUACUAGUAACAUCUGCCAACGUCUAGAUACAUCAUAAAGGAGCAAAAAAAAAAAAUAAUAAUUGUAAACUCUAAAAAGAAACUGUGGUGUUAAUGUUAAUCAGUGACGGAUCCUGAUGAGUGACAUCAGCGGCCCGUUGCAGAAAGAGUUGCAAUCAAUCGCAACUCUAAACAUCAUGUGCAACUUCAUUUUCAGCCAAUCAACAGUG